AUUCCUGCUGUAGAAGAAGAAAGUUGUAGUUAAGGCUAAAAAUUCCUGAAAAUGGCAGAAAAGAAGUCUUUCAAUCGUCUAGCACUUGACCUUGUUCCACAAAAUUAUUAUCUUGAACUUCAACCAGAUCUAGAAGCCUUUACCUUCAAAGGGAAAGAAGUUAUAACUGUUAACGUAAAAAAGGAGACUUCUGAGGUAACUUUGAAUUGUGUUGAUAUUAAAAUUUCCAGUGUUGUGUCCAUAGCAGGUGGAAAUGAUAUUGCAAUAAGUGAAAUUUCUUACUGCAAGGAAGAGGAGACGGUCACUUUGAAGUUUGUAAGCCCAUUGCCACUUGGGUCUGCAGAAAUCCAUCUGGAGUAUGUGGGAGAAUUAAAUGACAAGAUGAAAGGCUUCUAUAGGAGCAAGUAUGAAGUCGAUGGGAAAGAUAGAUACUGUGCUGUCACCCAAUUUGAGGCAACUGAUGCACGUCGGGCAUUCAUAUGUUGGGAUGAGCCUGCAGUUAAGGCAACUUUUGAUAUCAAGCUUGUGGUACCAAAGAGUAAAGUAGCUUUGUCCAACAUGAAUAUCACUGAGGAAAAUCCACAUUCCACUGAUGGUACUUUAAAGGAGGUGACAUUUGCUCGGACACCAAUAAUGUCCACAUACCUACUGGCUUUUAUAGUCGGUGACUUUGACUAUGUAGAGGACACUUCAUCAGAUGGUGUGCUUGUACGAGUUUAUACGCCUAUAAACAAGAAAGAACAAGGAGACUUUGCUUUACAUGUUGCAGUUAAAACACUUCCUUUCUACAAGGACUAUUUUGGAAUUGCUUAUCCACUUCCCAAAAUGGACUUGAUUGCCAUACCAGACUUUGCCGCGGGUGCCAUGGAAAACUGGGGGCUUGUUACCUACCGGGAAACUGCUUUACUAGUUGACCCAAAAAAUUCUUCCUCGUCUGCCAAGCAGUGGGUUGCCCUAGUCGUUGGACAUGAAAUUGCUCAUCAGUGGUUUGGGAAUCUUGUAACUAUGGAAUGGUGGACACAUCUUUGGCUGAAUGAAGGCUUUGCUUCAUGGAUUGAGUACCUGUGUGUGGACCACUGCUUUCCUGAGUACGACAUCUGGACUCAGUUUGUCACAUCUGAUUAUACAAGGGCUUUAAAUUUAGAUGCUCUUAAGAAUAGCCACCCCAUUGAAGUACCUGUAAAAAACCCUGAUGAAAUUGAUGAAAUCUUUGACUUGAUCUCGUACAGCAAAGGGGCAUCAGUCAUCAGAAUGCUGCAUGACUACAUAGGAGAUAAGGACUUCAAGACAGGGAUGAACCAGUAUCUGAACAAGUUCAAAUACUUGAAUGCAGCUACAGAAGACCUUUGGGAGAGUCUAGAAAAGUCUUCUUCCAAACCAAUUGGACGCAUCAUGACUGCUUGGACAAAACAAAUGGGCUUUCCUCUUCUCAAGGUCUCGUCAGAGCAGAAGGAUUCAUCUCGCGUCCUAACAAUUUCUCAGACCAAAUUCAUUGCAGAUCAAUCUAAAGAUGAAGAAGGAAGUCUAUGGGAAGUGCCUGUUUCUAUAGUAACCAGUGACAACCCAUCUGAAGUGUGUCAUAAGUUUGUUUUAAGUAAGGCUUCUGAUACUGUCACUCUUGAGAAUCUACCAGCCGAGAAAUGGGUGAAGUUAAAUCCAGGAGCUGUUGGGUUUUAUCGUACUCAUUACUCCACUGAGAUGUUGGAUGCUCUGUUACCCAGCAUCAAGGACGGUUCUUUACCUCCACGAGACAGACUCAAUCUAGAAAGUGAUCUCUUUGCAUUGGCCAAAGCUGGAGCAGCAAGUACUGUGGAAGCUUUACGAGUGAUGGAGGCCUUUGAAUCAGAGAUGAACUAUACCGUAUGGUGUGACAUUGCAUCCAAUCUAGGUUCUCUGGCAACGCUUAUAGCCUUCACUGACUACAGCACCAGACUACAAACUUUUGUCAAUAAGCUGUUUUUACAAAGUUACGAAAGACUGGGCUGGGAAAAGAAAAAGGAAGAGGGACAUUUGGAUGCUUUGUUAAGAAGCUUAGUUAUUCGUAUCAUGGGUCGUAACGGUCAUCAACCCGCAGUGGAAGAAGCCAGGAAGCGUUUCAAGGAACAUAUAGCUGAUGUCAGUGUACUCCCAGCUGACCUAAGAGCCCCAGUUUAUAACACGGUACUUGUUCAUGGAGGUGCAGAAGACUUUGAGGCAAUGUUGGAUUUGUUCAAUAAGCAGGAACUUCAUGAAGAACGUGAGCGCAUAAUGCGUUCCCUAGGGGCAGUCAAGGACCCACAGUUGAUCAAGAAAGUCUUGGAAUUUGCAAUGUCGGAUAAAGUACGCUCACAAGAUACUGUGUUUGUGAUUGUCGGAGUUACUGGUUCCAAAACUGGACGAGAACUUGCAUGGGAAUUUCUGAAGGAGAAUUGGUCUGAAAUGAUAACUCGCUAUGCUGGAGGAUUUCUUCUAUCUCGACUUGUGAAAUGUACAACAGAAGGAUUCGUCACAGAGGAAAAGGCACAAGAAAUUGAAGCAUUCUUCCGUGAGCAUUCUGCACCAGCGGCUGAGAGGACCAUCAAGCAGUCGCUGGAGAACAUCCGUCUUCAUGCUUCCUGGUUGAAGCGAGAUGGCGCUGCCAUUGAAGCAUGGCUCAAAAGCAAAACUGAAUAAGCUAUAACAAAUGUUAUGGCCACCCAUUUCAUGUAGGCAGAUGUACUAUGUUUGCAGCCUUACACUAAGAUGUGAUAUUGUAGAUCAUCUCAAGACUUAUUAGUAGACAACAUUUUUUUUAAUAAAUCCUAUUGAAAAUUAAUACUCAGAUAAACCCACCAAUGUUAUAAGCCUAUCAUAUGUAUAGAAUGGAGUAGUUUUCACAGGUUAUGCACUGCAGAAUCCAAAAUUGUGGAUGAAAAGUUAUGAACAUUGGGAAAACCAUGUUGUGAAUUAUUAAAAACACGCCUUAAUUCGCCGUAUUUUACUGACAGUUAAUAUGAAAAUGAAAUUUUGUUUUUUUUAGACACUAAUUUUGAACUCGUAUUUCUCUAUAAAGUAAACUUACUUGUAUUCUCAUAUAUUUUCCUUAACUUGUCUUCUCAUAUGAUUUAUAAAACUUAAAAUAGAUGCAUCAGUUAUUUACAAUUACGAUGUGAACAGCAAUCAGUGAAUCAGUAAUCAGUUUAUGUAGUAUUUUGGUUGUCCUCAUUAAUGAUAAAUAUUUAAAAAAAUUAUCCACCAAGUGGUAGGGCCUUAAAGGCUUUUUGUUUGUGAAUAAUCAAUAAGAUAUUGCUGACAACUUUGAACUUUUUUCAAAAACACUUUUGGUUCAGUGGCACACAUAUCUGAUGGAUGAUGCAUCCAAAUUACAAAUAUUUUAAAGAAUUACAUGGUAUAACUAAAACAACCUAGAGUACAAUAUACAGUAUGCAGCCAUUUCUUAGUUUAUCUUCAAAGAAAAUAAUUGAAUAGGCCUAUGUGAAUUAUGACUAUUAAUUGUAAUGAGUCUGCAGUACAGGUACUGUUGCAACUAUGUUGUUAAUUUGUCAUAUACUGAGACAAUACAGUAGUGUAAGACUCUAAAACAUAAUGGAUGCAUGAACAAUCUGUUUAUAUGUUUAUAUAGUGAUGUAAUUUUUAUUUUCUAUAUUUGUUUUUGAAUUUAAUUCACACAUAUUAAGUAGUACUGUAUAUGACAUGUAGCUCCUCAGGAGUAUUGGCUACAAACCUCUUUGUUGAACAUAAACACACUGUUGACAGCUUCAGCUGCAAACUAUAAUGUCUUAACCAUAUUAGCCGAGCACUGACUGCACCCAGUUGUCGUCAGCUAAUGCUAUUCUAUAGAGAACGCCACAACAGACGCACAGUGGAUUGUUGUGCUGCCACAGACAAUCAGCCGAUGGUAUCGCGUCGUAUAGCGCUCACAGGGAUUGAAGUUGGAAUCGGCACCUCAUGACCGUCAUACAAGGCACUGAGUGUCUGGCUGUAGUGCCCAGCUUUAGACUUCAUGCCUUUUAAUGGGGUUGAUAAAGUCAUUUUCUUACAUUAUUCCAAUAUGCAGUUAAUUGUUUUUCUGCAGCUGAAACCUCUCCCGACCGUUUUUCUGUUUUGUAAUGCUGUCGUCCUAAACAAAUAAACAAAGUAAAAAAG
Messenger RNA from Anneissia japonica, 4125 nucleotides. Its product is annotated as puromycin-sensitive aminopeptidase-like. NCBI's taxonomy places the organism in Eukaryota, Metazoa, Echinodermata, Crinoidea, Comatulida, Comatulidae. Gene Ontology annotation, molecular function: metalloaminopeptidase activity; zinc ion binding; peptide binding. The transcript has 19 exons. Gene Ontology annotation, biological process: proteolysis; peptide catabolic process. The coding region runs from base 52 to 2652 and encodes 866 amino acids. The record is from RefSeq and is a predicted model, not a curated record. Gene Ontology annotation, cellular component: cytoplasm.